CUCAGUCAGUAUAAAGGUCCUUCAGCUCUGCAGCCGAAACUCAGUUCAACAGAAAACACUCAGACAGCAGCAGCAUGCUGCCACCAAACCUAUUGAUUGUGUCGAUGAUCGUCUUACUGGCAGCGUCAGCUUCUACGGCUCCUGUGGAGGAGAAGGAGCAGGAGGAGGUGGAGGUGGAGGCCACAGAGGAGGUGGAGGGGGAGCUGUCGGAGGAGGAGGAGGAUGAUGAUGACUCCAAGAGUCAGGAUAAGAUUGAGGGGGUUCCCGGCGGCCAGCAGACCACCACGGCAGCUGGAGGUUCAGCUUCCAGUAGUCAGUCAGCAGCAGGAGGAGGAACCCAUGAUGGAACAGCUGGAGGUCCGGCAGGUGAUUCUUCCUCUGUGGACCCAGCAGCUGCUGGACAUCCGAGCAGCUCAGCAGAUAAACUUCAGCCCAUCAGUUCUGUAGGUUCUGUAGGUUCUGCAGGUUCUGCAGGUUCUGUAGGUUCUGCAGGUUCUGCAGCAGCUGACGUCUCAGCAGGUCAGACUCAGCCUGCAGCAGCUGAACUUCCUGCAGCUUCUCCUCACACAGACACAAACGGUGCUGACGGAGUCGACUCAGAGUCCAACGGUAACGGACAGAAGCUCCUGAAUGGAGGAGGAGGAGGAGGAGGGGGUGGAGCCGAUAGUCACACAGGUGUUUUGGGUUCAUUUGUGGGCGGAGUUUCUCACCUGGAUUAUACAGGUGAGUGUCCAGGAAUCAUCGACCCGUCCAGCCAUGACUUUUUGCUCGGCCUUAUGGGUGGUGGAGAUCCGUUCGGUUCACACGCUCACAUCAACAUCCCAGGUCACAUGACUCAGCCCACUCACCUGGACUCCACAGUGACUGCAGCUCCGUCUAAAGAUCAGAACAGUCUGGCUUCACCUGCAGCUUCAGCUCAUCAUGUCGACAGCAUCAACCAGUCAGGAUCCGCCGGCACCUCUCUGAGCUCAGGACCUGACCAAUCAGUGCUCGACUCUGUCUCAGGCUCCUCCCACUCUGCAGUUGCUCCAUCCUCAUCAUCUUCAUCAUCAUCAUCAUCAUCAUCAUCAUCAUCAUCAUCAUCAUCAUCAUCACACAGCAGCGCUCACAGAGAACAGACAGAUGGAGUCGACUCACCUGAUUCUAACGGAAACGGUCGACAGACGCUGCUGACGGACACAAAUGGAGCCGUGACGGACCGGCUGGCUUCCUUCAGCGAUCUUCAGAACCUCCACACUGAUCUCACAGGUGGGGCGGAGUCAGUGACCAGUCUCCACAUCGACCUCACAGCGUCAGGUCUCGGACUCGGCCGUGAUGUCACAGAGUCGUCGCCAGUCAUCCUUCACACAGAGUCUGUGGGCGGAGUCACGCUGGACCCAGUUUCAGGUGUUUACUCCCACACAGACCUGGUUACCAUGGCCACAGACUCCAUAGGUACAGACACAGUUGCAGCAGAUCCAACAGGAACACCAUUUGACUCCAGUCAUCCAGCUGUGACGGAUCACACACAGAUGGCUGGUCCAGUCACUGAACAGUACCACCCAUCUGGUCAGGGUCCUGAAGGUGCAGAAAAUGUGGAACUGGAGGAUACCUGCUGACUUCCACAUCAAGCCACGAGUUCGAUUCCUGCGCUACAGAUUCCAGUGUACCGACCAAUCAGCAUGGCCCAGGAAAACCGACCCCUCCCACUAGCUGUAGGCCCCGCCCACUGAACGGCAGCGGCUCAUUGGUGUUUUUUAAAUAUUUAAAAAAUGUUGUUUAUAGACGUUUAUUGUGCUGUAGAGAAUCAGUGACAUCAUACAGGUGUGACAUCAUCCUCACUGUAAAAUUUUUAACUUCAAUAAAAGUUUUUGUCGACUUUGAACAUCAAA
Messenger RNA from Amphiprion ocellaris (clown anemonefish), 1871 nucleotides. RefSeq lists its product as uncharacterized. The coding region runs from base 75 to 1598 and encodes 507 amino acids. NCBI's taxonomy places the organism in Eukaryota, Metazoa, Chordata, Actinopteri, Pomacentridae. The record is from RefSeq and is a predicted model, not a curated record. The transcript has 30 exons.